CAGGAGUGGUACAUCUUGAAGGUCAGCGGGUCUGGAGGCGUUUUAAGUAGGCGGCUGGUUGGCAGUUUUUUUUUUAUCACGCAGUGUGAGUCUAUAAUUCUCAUGUUCAGACUUUGGUUUUGCCAUGGUUAGGAGAACUUCAGAAUUUUAAAUGGUACGGCUGGAUAAAGUCAUCUUGUUUUUUCUGUUUCACUUAGUUAAAUACCGUAACGUUUGAAUGCACUAUAUCAAUGUAAAGCAACUUUAGAGUAGUUAAUUCGUCAUUAUUUGAACACUAUGAAGGGUUAGCUGCUUUAUUUCUGGCAGCUUCGAGCCAAAUCACACUGAUAAUGAGGAGGAAGGAGAUGUCAUUCUGUGAUAUUGCUUUCUGCUUAUUUGUAUCGAGUGAAUUUGUCACCGUUGUUUAUGAGUAAUAGAAGAGCUCUACACUUUGUUUUCAAAGUAGCUAAUCGCAAUGAAACGAUUGACUUUUACAAACGGAUUCUUGGAAUGAAGGUUUUACGACAUGAAGAAUUCACUGAAGGUUGUAAAGCAUCCUGUAAUGGACCAUAUGAUGGGAAAUGGAGUAAAACUAUGAUAGGUUAUGGUGGUGAAGACAAUCAUUUUGUGAUUGAAUUGACCUACAACUAUGGAGUGGGAGGUUAUCAACUUGGCAACGACUUCCAAUAUAUUCGUAUUCACAAGAAAGACGCCUACGAUAGAAUAACUGACGGGUUAUGGCCUAUCACAUUGAAAGAAGCAGAUGCUGUGAAGGUGGAGGCACCUGGUGGAUAUGCAUACUGGGUGCAUAACUAUGAGAGUGAUGGUGAUCCUGUUCGAAUGGUCGCGUUGGCUAGUUCAAAUCUUCAACGGUCUAUCGACUAUUGGUCUUGUAAACUUGGUAUGACAGUUGUCUCGUCGAACGGAGAAGAAGAAGCAGUAUUCUCUUAUUCAUCGAAUCAAUGUCAUUUAAAGUUGAUUUCUAUCCAUGGAAGGGUAGAUCAUGCCAGUGGGUUUGGUCGUAUUGCUUUUGCUUGUCCAAGUGCUCAGUUACCAAUACUACAGAAUUGCAUGGAUGCACAUAAGGAGACAAUUCUAACACGUUUAGUUAGUUUGGAUACACCGGGUAAAGCUACAGUACAAGUGAUUAUUCUUGCUGAUCCUGAUGGUCAUGAAAUCUGUUUUGUCGGUGAUGAAGCCUUCAGACAGUUGUCACAAGUUGAUCCGCAAGCUGAUAGUCUACUUCAAUCAGCAAUACUUGCGGAUAAAAGUGAUGAAUGGUUCAAGAAACAUGGAGGGAAAACAACCAAAUAAGAGUGUUAUCAACGUUUUUGAUAUCAUUCAGUUGUUCCUGUGUGUGUGUGUGUGUAUGGAGCUGAGAAACUAUUAUUUUGUGAUAAUUGAUUAUUGACUUCUUUAUCAUGUUGAGCAUGAAUUAUUUUGUACGCUUUUCUCAUCAGGAAAUAUAAUUUUAUGCAUGUAUGG
Heterobilharzia americana is the source of this 1464-nucleotide messenger RNA. Lineage: Eukaryota; Metazoa; Platyhelminthes; Trematoda; Strigeidida; Schistosomatidae. The record is from the annotation of a GenBank genome assembly.